Molecule: messenger RNA, 4260 nt
Organism: Ceraceosorus guamensis
Lineage: Eukaryota; Fungi; Basidiomycota; Exobasidiomycetes; Ceraceosorales; Ceraceosoraceae
Product: P-loop containing nucleoside triphosphate hydrolase protein
Exons: 4
Coding region: 265-3915 (1216 amino acids)
Molecular function (GO): RNA binding; ATP binding; RNA helicase activity
Source: RefSeq, a predicted model, not a curated record
CUGCGCUUUCGACAUCACAAUCAAGUGUGCAAGCUUCUGCUCUAGAAAGUCGUCAGCUGCACUCACACCAUCGACGCUUGUGCAGUGGCUCUGGACGUUGCACUGCUCCUGCUGCUAUUGUCUCAUCAGGCUCGUGCAACCCCCCCACGCAUCCCGAAUCAAGGCGCAUACAUUCGCCUUUCUCGAAGGCUGCUCUCAGCGCCCUUUGCCCAAGAGGAUCACGUUGAGAAAUCAGUGCUUGCUGGCUUUACAAGACACACAGUGAUGACGAGUACAAGCCUAGAUAGACCAAGGGACAGAGAGAGGGAUAGGGAAAGGGACAGAGAUAGCAGGAGGCAAGGAGAAGGUAGGUACUCUGAGCGAGAUCAUCCUCGUGAUCGGGACAGGUACGAUGACGAUCACAAACACCGGCGGGAAGGGAGUAGACGUCAUCGCUCCAGGUCCAGGUCUGGCGAUCGCGAUCGUGAUCGCAAUGGGCAUCACGAGGGCACAAGCGGAGAGAGCAGGAGAAGAAAGCGGUACGAGGAAGACGCAGUUGUCGAAGAAUACAGAAAUUCUAGAAGAAGACACGAAUCUGGUAGGAGGUCUCGAUCGCCCCAACAUCAUGGACGCGAUGAAGGCUCGUACAGCUCGCGCGUGCGAUCCUCUAGGGAUGACAGAUCUCGAGAGGAUCGAAUAGACGAUCACAGGAGACGAGAGAGGAGCUCGGACUCUCACGCUUCGGAAAGGAAGAGGGAGGCAGGUGGCGGACGAGAUGAUGCGCCCAAAUCGUCUUCUAGGCGGUGGGAUGUCGAUUCCGCAUCUCCUACCAGGAAAAAUGCGUCGACAGGUGCGAGCACCAUCUCGGCAGCAGCAGCCGCAGCAAGUCUUCCUCAGCGUCCCGCUUUCCCCAGCCUUCAUCCUACAGCAGCUGCAAAAUCCCACGCUUCACCAGGGCCGAGCGGCACCGCCAGUCCUUCCGGUUCCAGUUCACCAUUCCCUGCUAGCACUACUGCCGGAAUUGGAGCGUCUACAUCCGCGGCUGCUGCGCCAACCACGGCACUCAGCGAUGACAAGCAGAGGAAGAAGGAGCGCUUGGAAGCUUGGAGGAAAGCAAAGGAAGCCGAGAAAGCCAUCGAAGAGGCGAAAGCUAGAGCUGCUGAGCUUGCUGCUAAUUUUGCAACGAAAACGCCAACUACUCUGAAGCUGUCGGCUGGAGCCACUAGCAUCAACACGAGCGGGCUCAAGGCCAGUGCGGCAGUCGACCUGGGUGCGGGCAAGCGCGGUGCUGCAUCUGUCAUGGACGAUAUGAGCGAGCAACCAGCCAAGCGUGAUUUCAAAAAGUUGAACUUGCCACCCAUCGACCCGCUGUUGAAGCCAGGGGCGGGCGGUAAGGUCGGCGCUGGCUCUGAUCUCGAAGAUGAGGGCGAUGAAGAAGAAGAAGAGGCAGCGGAGCAGAGUGGAGGUGCUGCUGCCAUGCAGAUCGAUUCCCGUCCACCUGCAGCAGAAGACGAAGAGGAUGACCCGCUCGAUGCAUUUAUGGCCGGCGUCAAGGACGAGGUCAAAGAGGUCGACGCGGCGGACCAAAAACGUUUGGGCAUCUCUGGUGGCAAACAGAAACGGCGAGGUUUGGCGGAGGUGGUAGGCGACGACGACGGAAUGGCGGCAGGUGUCGGCAACGAGGAUCCAAGCGCAAGUGCUCAAGCUGCCGACGAGUUGGGAGAAGCGAAUGCGGAAGAAAUCAUGGCUCUUGCUGCGGCCAAGAUCAAAAAGAAGGAGAUGCCGGCGGUGGAUCACGCAAAGAUGCAGUACGAACCCUUUCGCAAAGCAUUCUAUCAUCCUCCUUCUGAGAUCGAGGAGAUGACAGAGGAUGACGCGGAGAGGCUGCGAAUGGAGCUGGACGCUAUCAAGGUUCGAGGCAAGGAUUGCCCCAAGCCUUUGACCAAGUGGAGCCAUUGCGGUCUGCCCGCUAGAUGCUUGGACAUUAUCAAGAAACUGGGUUGGAAAGGACCUACGCCUAUUCAAGCUCAGGCUAUACCCGCAAUUAUGUCCGGCAGAGACGUCAUUGGAGUUGCCAAGACUGGAUCAGGAAAGACGAUGGCGUUUUUGCUGCCCAUGUUCCGGCACAUCAAAGACCAGCGACCCGUCGAGUCGCUGGAGGGUCCCAUCGGUCUGAUCAUGACGCCCACCAGAGAGCUAGCAGUGCAAAUCUUUCGCGAAUCCAAGCCUUUUCUCAACGCGAUCGGAUUGCGCGGCGUUUGCGUGUAUGGCGGAGCGCCCAUCUCGGAGCAGAUUGCAGAGAUGAAAAGGACUGCCCAGAUCGUCGUUGCCACCCCGGGCCGCAUGAUCGAUCUCCUCACCGCCAAUUCUGGAAGAGUGACGAACCUGCGAAGGGUGACGUAUUUGGUGUUGGACGAAGCGGACAGAAUGUUCGACAUGGGCUUCGAACCUCAGGUCAUGAAAAUUGUCAACAAUGUGCGACCCGAUAGACAAACCGUACUCUUUUCCGCCACUUUUCCCAAACAGAUGGAAAGCCUGGCGCGAAAAGUGCUCAAGAACAAACCGGUGGAAGUGACUGUGGGAGGAAGGUCCGUCGUCGCGCCAGAGAUUGAACAGAUCAUCGAGGUCAGAUCGGACGAGAGCAAAUUCAAUAGACUGCUUGAAAUCCUUGGACAAACCUACAACGUGGACUCGGAGGCUAGGACGUUGAUUUUUGUGGAGAGGCAAGAGUCGGCAGAUGACCUGCUCAGGGACCUGAUGCGCAAGGGCUACGUCACCAUGUCUCUGCAUGGUGGCAAGGAUCAAGUGGAUAGAGAUGCUACUAUUAGCGACUUUAAAGCCGGCAUUGUUCCCAUCGUCACGGCCACCUCUGUCGCAGCGCGAGGAUUGGACGUCAAGCAGUUGAAGCUCGUCAUCAACUACGAUGUGCCAAAUCACAUGGAAGACUAUGUUCACAGAGCGGGACGAACUGGAAGAGCGGGCAACAAAGGAACCUGCGUCACCUUUAUCACUCCCCAGCAGGAUAGAUACGCCAGGGAUAUCAUCGCUGCUCUCAAAGCUAGCUCUGUAGCUGUUCCUGAAGAGCUGCAGCAACUAGCAGAUGCGUUCAAGGACAAGGUGGCUGCAGGCAAAGCCCACGCAGCAGGUUCGGGUUUCGGAGGUAAAGGUUUGGAUCGCUUGGAAAAUGAUCGAGAAAGACUAUUGCAAGCUCAAAGGUCGACUUAUGGCGAAGCAGAAGCUCCGUCGAACACGAACACCGAUCAAGGCGGACAAGGGACCAAUGCUGCUGCUGUGGAUGAUAUCAAGGUUCAACGCGGACCUCCCAUAUCGGAAGAGGAGCAGCGCAUCAAUGACAUGCACAUCGAAGUCAAGCGGGGCGCAGUGGACGAGUCGCUGAAAGAGAACAAGGUCAAAGCUCCUUCCAUCGACGUUGAGAAAUCCAACGCUGCAGCAGCGGCAGCUUCAGCUACUGCAGCUGCCAAUCAACCCAAAAUCGCAGGCGCAAACGCUACGAAACUGGCGCAGGCACUGGCGCAGAUCAAUGCGGCUGCUGAAGCGCGCAAACAGGCAGAAGCGGAACAGAGGAAGAUGGAACGCAAACCGAAAGAUCCCGACGCUACGGAAUUCCACGCCGUGGUACCCAUCAAUGAUUUCCCGCAGAAAGCGAGGUGGAGCGUUACGAACAAGGAGACGGUCUCCAGACUUAUCGAAGUCACCGGCGCUUCCGUCACGCUGCGAGGGCAGUACUACGAAAAGGGAGAACCGUCGGCGGGCGAACCUCCCAAAUUGCAGCUCCUCAUCGAAUCGAACGACGAAGAUCGGGUCGAGAGAGCCGUCAGGGCUAUCAAGGAGCUGCUGCUCGAGAGCGCGCAAGCCGCUCUGGAGCACGAGCAGAGAAAUCCAGCAGGUCAACAAGGUCGUUACCAGGUGCUUUGAAAAUGGCAAAAAAAUCACACAGACCCCUUCCCCCCCCCCCUCCGCCCUCUUUCCUCGUGGAUUAUCAAUUUCAGCGCAUGCACCUCGUCAUACCGCCUCAGCCCCUCACGCAUCGUCUGAGCGAGAGCGUGUGUUGGCGCCACUUGAAGUCGGACAGCUCCGAUCACGCUCCAAGCACACGUCGUAGUGUCAAGAAAGCAUGAUUUGGGUAAAAAAUUCGUUUGCCCCCUCUUUUGUUUGCCCCCUCUUUUGUGCGCAGGAGCGAAGAGGUUUACAUCUCCGGCAUGUCUCCGCCACCCUCUGGCAUGUUCUGAACUUGCGGCCCCCCUCCGCCCCCACCGCCCU